CAGCCAGGCUAAGAUGGCGGCGCGGCGCCUGGUAGGGGCGGGGGGCGGCGGAGCCCGAGGGGCGGUGGGACGCUGACCCCGCCUCCUGCUGCUGCCAGUCUGCGCCGGGCGGCGGCGGCGGUGGAGACCGAGAGAUGGCGGCGGCGCGCAGCUUCGGAUCCGAUCGGGAGGCCGAGCCGGCCAAGGAGGCGCGCGUCGUGGGUUCCGAGCUUGUGGACACGUACACGGUUUAUAUAAUACAAGUCACUGAUGGCAACCAUGAGUGGACAGUCAAGCACCGCUACAGCAACUUCCAUGACCUGCAUGAAAAGCUUGUUGCAGAGAAGAAGAUUGAUAAAAACCUGUUACCACCCAAGAAGAUAAUUGGGAAGAACUCGAAGACCUUGGUGGAGAAGAGGGAGAAGGAUCUGGAGGUCUACCUGCAGACGCUCCUGGCCACCUUCCCCAGCGUGGCCCCCAGAGCGUUAGCACACUUCUUGCAUUUUCAUUUCUAUGAGGUCAAUGGCAUCACUGCAGCCCUGGCUGAGGAGCUCUUUGAAAAAGGAGAACAGCUUCUGGGGGCCGGCCAGGUCUUUGCCAUCGGUCCCCUGCAGCUCUACGCGGUCACAGAGCAACUGCGGCAGGGAAAGCCCACAUGCGCCAGUGGGGACGCCAAGACCGACCUGGGACACAUCCUGGACUUCACUUGUCGCCUUAAGUACCUUAAGGUUUCCGGCACAGAAGGGCCUUAUGGGACCAGCAACAUCCAGGAGCAGCUCUUGCCUUUCGACCUGUCGAUAUUCAAGUCUCUUCAUCAGGUGGAGAUCAGUCACUGUGAUGCUAAGCACAUCCAAGGGCUGGUUGCAUCGAAGCCCACAUUAGCCACAAUGAGCGUCCGUUUCUCAGCCACGUCAAUGAAGGAAGUCCUUGUUCCCGAAGCCUCAGAAUUUGAUGAGUGGGAACCAGAAGGCACAGCGUUGGAGGGCCCUGUGACCGCCAUCAUCCCCACAUGGCAGGCCUUGACCACCCUGGACCUGAGUCACAACAGCAUCUCUGAGGUCGACGAGUCUGUGAAACUGAUUCCAAAGAUUGAGUUCCUGGACCUGAGUCACAAUGGAGUGCUGGUCGUGAACAAUCUGCAGCACCUGUACAACCUCGUCCACCUGGACCUGUCCUACAACAAACUGUCCUCCUUGGAGGGCGUUCACACCAAACUCGGCAACAUCAAGACCCUGAACUUGGCCGGCAACCUCCUGGAGAGUCUGAGUGGCCUCCACAAACUCUACUCUCUGGUCAACCUGGACCUCAGCUACAACAGGAUCGAACAGAUGGAAGAGGUGAGGAGCAUAGGCAGCCUCCCGUGUCUGGAGCACGUGGCCCUGCUGAAUAACCCCCUGAGCAUCAUCCCCGACUACCGCACCAAGGUGCUCGCCCAGUUUGGGGACCGGGCCUCAGAGGUAUGUCUGGACAACACAGCGACCACAGAGAAGGAGCUGGACACUGUGGAAGUACUGAAAGCCAUUCAGAAAGCCAAGGAGGUCAAGUCCAAACUGAGCAGCUCUGAGAGGAAGGUCGGCGAGGACUCCCGGCUCCCUGCCAGCCCCUGCAUCAGACCUGGCAGCUCCCCUCCCACUGUGGUGCCCACUUCUGCCUCCCUGCCUCAACCCAUCCUCUCCAGCCAAGGAAUCAUGUUCGUGCAGGAGGAGGCCCUGGCCAGCAGCCUCUCAUCCACUGACAGUCUGACUCCUGACGACCGGCCCAUCACCCGGGACUGCUCCGACUCCCUGGAAUCCAUCCCCACAGGACAGGCCUCUUUCGAUGAUUUAAGGGAUGUGCCAGGAGCUGUAGGUGGGAUAAGCCCAGAGCACGCAGAGCCUGAGGUCCAGGUGGUUCCUGGGUCUGGCCAGAUCAUCUUCCUGCCCUUCACCUGCAUCGGCUACACGGCCACCAACCAGGACUUCAUCCAGCGCCUGAGCACGCUCAUCCGCCAGGCCAUUGAGCGGCAGCUGCCCGCCUGGAUCGAGGCUGCCAACCAGCGUGAGGAGGGCCAGGGCCAGCAGGGCGAGGAGGAUGAGGAGGAGGAGGGCGCCGAGAACCGCUACUUCGAGAUGGGGCCCCCCGACGUGGAGGAGGAGGGCGGCCGGGGCGAGGAGGACGAGGAGGAAGACGACGAUGAUGACGAGGAGCGGCUGGCCCUGGAGUGGGCGCUGGGCGCCGACGAGGACUUCCUGCUGGAGCACAUCCGCAUCCUCAAGGUGCUCUGGUGCUUCCUGAUCCACGUGCAGGGCAGCAUCCGCCAGUUCGCGGCCUGCCUGGUGCUCACCGACUUCGGCAUCGCCGUCUUCGAGAUCCCGCACCAGGAGUCGCGCGGCAGCAGCCAGCACAUCCUCUCCUCGCUGCGCUUCGUCUUCUGCUUCCCGCAUGGCGACCUCACCGAGUUCGGCUUCCUCAUGCCUGAGCUGUGCCUGGUGCUGAAGGUGCGGCACAGCGAGAACACGCUCUUCAUCAUCUCGGACGCCGCCAACCUGCACGAGUUCCACGCCGACCUGCGCUCCUGCUUCGCGCCGCAGCACAUGGCCAUGCUGUGCAGCCCCGUGCUCUACGGCAGCCACACCAGCCUGCAGGAGUUCCUGCGGCAGCUGCUCACCUUCUACAAGGUGGACGGCGGCGCCCAGGAGCGCAGCCAGGGCUGCUUCCCGGUCUACCUGGUGUACAGCGACAAGCGCAUGGUGCAGACGGCCGCCGGCGACUACUCGGGCAACAUCGAGUGGGCCAGCUGCACGCUCUGCUCGGCCGUGCGCCGCUCGUGCUGCGCGCCCUCCGAGGCCGUCAAGUCGGCGGCCAUCCCCUACUGGCUGCUGCUCACCCCGCAGCACCUCAACGUCAUCAAGGCCGACUUCAACCCCAUGCCCAACCGCGGCACCCACAACUGCCGCAACCGCAACAGCUUCAAGCUCAGCCGCGUGCCGCUCUCCACCGUGCUGCUGGACCCCACGCGCAGCUGCACCCAGCCCCGGGGCGCCUUCGCCGACGGCCACGUGCUCGAGCUGCUUGUGGGCUACCGGUUCGUGACCGCCAUCUUCGUGCUGCCGCAUGAGAAGUUCCACUUCCUGCGCGUGUACAACCAGCUGCGGGCCUCCCUGCAAGACCUGAAGACCGUGGUCAUCGCCAAGAACCCGGCCACCAUGAGCAGGUCCUGCAGCUCUGUCGGGGGCGGCCAGCCUGCCGAGGCCAGGGCCAGCAGUGACCAGUGUCCCCAAGGGGCCUCAGCAGAGGUCUCAGCUCCAGCAGAGGCCCCAGCACAAGCUCCCGGGGAAGUGCCGGCUCCAGGUCCAGCAGAAGCCCCAGUUCCAGUAGAAACUCCUGCACCAGUGCCAGCUCCAGCUGCAGUGGCAGCAGAGGCCCCCGCACCGGUUCCAGCAGGAGCCCCAGCGCCAGCUCCACCAGAAACCCUGGCCCUGGACCCAGAGGCAGCUCCAGUGGAGGCUCAGGCACAGGCUCCAGAGGAUGCCAAGACACCAGGCCAGGAGAAGACCCCAGCAGGCACCCAAGCAGAGGGUCCAGCACCAACUCCCAUGAAGGCAGAAGCCCCAGUACAGGAUCCUGUGGAGGCAGAAGCCCCAGUGCAAGACCACGUGGAGGCCGAAGCCGCAGCAGAGACCCCGGCACCAGCGGAGGCCCCUGCCCAGUACCCAAGUGACCAGCUGAUCCAGUCCACGUCAGAGGAGAACCAGAUCCCCUCCCACCUGCCCGCCUGCCCAUCACUGCGGCACAUCGCCAGCCUGCAGGGCAGUACCAUCAUCGACUUCUUCCACAGCAGCAUCGCUGAGGUGGAAAACGAGGAGCUGAGGCACCUCAUGUGGUCGUCCGUGGUGUUCUACCAGACGCCGGGACUGGAGGUGACCGCAUGCGUGCUGCUGUCCACCAAGGCCGUUUAUUUUGUCCUGCACGAUGGCCUGCGCCGCUACUUCUCCGAGCCUCUGCAGGAUUUCUGGCAUCAGAAAAACACCGACUAUAACAACAGUCCUUUCCACAUCUCCCAGUGCUUUGUCUUAAAAUUCAGUGACUUGCAGUCCGUCAACGUUGGGCUAUUUGACCAGUAUUUCCGGCUGACAGGCUCUUCCCCCGCGCAGGUGAUCACGUGUUUGACAAGGGACAGCUACCUGACACACUGCUUCCUCCAGCACCUCAUGGCCGUGCUGUCCUCGCUGGAGCGCACACCCUCCCCUGAGCCUGUCGACAAGGACUUCUACUCUGAGUUUGGGAACAAGAGCACAGGCAAGAUGGAGAACUACGAGCUGAUCCACUCAAGCCGCAUCAAGUUCACCUACCCCAGCGAGGAGGAGAUCGGAGACCUGACAUUUAUCGUGGCCCAGACGGUGGCUACAGAGGAGCAGGCGCCAGCACUCAGCAUCCUGCUGUACGUGCAGGCCUUCCAGGUGGGCCCUCCGCCCCCGGGGCGCAGCAAGGGCACGCUGCGCCCCAAGACGCUCCUGCUCACCAGCGCCGAGAUCUUCCUCCUGGACGAGGACUACGUCAACUACCCGCUGCCAGAGUUUGCCAAAGAGCCGCCACAGAGGGACCGGUACCGGUUAGACGACGGCCGCCGUGUCCGGGACCUGGACCGCGUGCUCAUGGGCUACCAGACCUACCCGCAGGCCCUCACCCUCGUCUUCGAUGAUGUGCAGGGCCACGACCUCAUGGGCAACGUCACCCUGGACCACUUCUCAGAGGUGCCAGGGGGCCUGGCCGAGGCAGGUCAAGGCCGUGAGGUCCAGUGGCAGGUGUUCGUCCCCAGUGCCGAGAGCCGAGAGAAGCUCAUCUCUCUGUUGGCUCGCCAGUGGGAGACGCUGUGCGGCCGGGAGCUGCCUGUUGAGCUCACUGGCUAG
Molecule: messenger RNA, 4868 nt
Organism: Elephantulus edwardii (Cape elephant shrew)
Lineage: Eukaryota; Metazoa; Chordata; Mammalia; Macroscelidea; Macroscelididae
Gene: NISCH
Product: nischarin
Exons: 21
Coding region: 135-4868 (1577 amino acids)
Cellular component (GO): cytoplasm
Molecular function (GO): integrin binding; phosphatidylinositol binding; protein kinase binding
Source: RefSeq, a predicted model, not a curated record